AAUGUCCAUGCUGUAGUUAUAAUAACAGUUUAUAGACUUUUAAAUGCAUCUUCAUUUAUAGAAGUUCCAGUAAUCGCUGGAGCCUUCUGCUAUGACGUCGUUUUGGAUAAGAGACUUGAUGAGUGGAUGCCAACAAAAGAGAACCUGCGUUCUUUCACAAAAGAUGCUCGUGCUUUAAUUUAUAAAGAUCUUCCAUUUGAAACCCUGGAAGUUGAAGCAAAAGUGGCAUUAGAAAUAUUUCAGCACAAUAAGUACAAAGUAGAUUUCAUAGAAGAGAAGGCAUCUCAGAACCCUGAGAGAAUAGUCAAGCUACACAGAUUUGGUGACUUCAUUGAUGUGAGCGAGGGCCCUCUUAUUCCAAGAACAAGUAUUUGUUUCCAGUAUGAAGUGUCAGCGGUUCACAAUCUGCAAGCCACCCAGUCGAGUCUUGUACAAAGAUUCCAGGGUCUCUCUCUACCUGUGCACUUAAGAGCACAUUUUACAAUAUGGAAUAAAUUAUUGGAAAGGUCUCGGAAAAUGGUAACUGAAGAUCAAACUAAGCCUACAGAGAAGAGUGCAUCUACCUAGUUACUUCCUCAAAUUUAAAUAUGUAUAGUAAAUUAAAAUAAAAGUUUUCUAUGUAAAAAAAAAAUAAUUUA
Dama dama (fallow deer) is the source of this 638-nucleotide messenger RNA. RefSeq names its product large ribosomal subunit protein mL39-like. The annotation marks the transcript as partial. NCBI's taxonomy places the organism in Eukaryota, Metazoa, Chordata, Mammalia, Artiodactyla, Cervidae. The transcript has a single exon. Gene Ontology annotation, molecular function: RNA binding; nucleotide binding. Gene Ontology annotation, cellular component: mitochondrion. The record is from RefSeq and is a predicted model, not a curated record.